AUGGCCUUAACCGAUCAACUGUGCCUUGGAUUAACUAUUUUAACAUUUCUAUCCUACAUAGCCAUUGAUGUGGUUCUUCAAAUGUAAAUCCCCUAUACGAAAAUUGGACUACCACAAAAAGGUUAGAUAUGUCCCAAUCAAUAUAUCAAAUAUACUGAUUCCUUCGAUAUGCAAUGUGUAUCUGAUUGCAAUCAAAAAGAAAUUGCCAAAAAAUAAAGCAUUCAUAAACACUUGAGCAGAAGCAAUCAACCAAAUUUCAUAGCAUAUGAAAAUUAAAUCUGUUUGCCUACUCUAGACAAGAAUUUCUAUUAAUUAGAACCAUAUGUUGAAAAACCUAUUUAAAUGUACAUUAGUUAAUCCUUAAAGGAUGAUUCCCUAGUGAUAAUCUGCAUAAUUUUCAUUACAUUAGCCAUCAUUUGCGGGACUUUGGCAUUUUACAGAGAUUAUGCAGAAUUCAUAGUCAAGAUUUCAUAAAUAGUUUCCAUGAUUCUCAGCUUUGCUAUUCUUUUAAUUCUGCUGAGGAAAUAUAGAUCAGUCCAGGAGGCCAAUGAAAUCUUGAUUUCAAAUGAUUCAUAAUACGAUUUAUCACAAAUGGCUGCUAUUAUGAUGCUUAAUAAAAUGGACUUGGUUUAUUUAGGGUUGAUGGCUUUUAUGGGUCUUUUAUUGUGCUUGUUAAUCUUUAAAUAUUCGAUGGAUAGACUUAAAUUUUCAGUGUUUCCACUUACUCAUUGGUUCACUAUCUCCUAUUAUAAGGAUUAUUUGAAUAAUGACUAAAUGGAUCAAAAUGAAAAACCAAAAAAAUCAUCUUGGCCAUUGAUCCUAUUUUAAAUUAUCAACUUUAUCCUAUUUUAUACUAUUAACAUGUCUUCUUUGUCCAUAAGUUAAGAGUCCUCUUAAUACGCAUUUGGAGAAACCUCUAUUGUCUUUAACAUUGUUGUGCCGACCUUAUCAUUCAUACUUUAUCUGUACUUUGCUAUUUUGAUUUCCCUACUUUCAGAAUACAACCUUUAUUAAAGAUAAAAUACAGUGCUCCCUUAAAUUGGGAAGGCAGGAAUUCAAGCCGUAUAUUUAAUUAUCUUGUUCCCAUUGAACUUUUUAAGGAGCUUUCUGUAAUUCUUUGGAAAGGAUAAAUUUUCAUACCUAACAUUUACAACCCUCAAAUAGGGCUAUGAAUUAAUCAGAGAGUAAAACCAUAAUAUGAAUCAAUAAGAAUUGAGCGAAGUUGACUUAAGGUCUAAAAUUAAUUUAUACGAUUAAUUGAAUAAGGUUACUCAUAUCAUCUCAGUUUGCUUAGCUUUGGCCUGCAAUUUCAUUAUGCUCAUUUUAUAAUAAAAUAUUCCAGCUCCAUUUUUAAUUUCUUUGUUGGCUUAUGCUAUCAGUUACACUUAUUAUAUUCCAAUCGUUGCCAGUCCCCUUAGGUAUAGUUUCUUUGAAGGCCAAAAUGAAAUGGACGAACACAAACAGUAGAAUAUGAAAUGUCUUUUAAGACUUUUAGAAUAAAAUUAAUAAUGA
Molecule: messenger RNA, 1512 nt
Organism: Paramecium tetraurelia
Lineage: Eukaryota; Ciliophora; Oligohymenophorea; Peniculida; Parameciidae
Exons: 5
Source: RefSeq, a predicted model, not a curated record